AUGUCAGCGAAUUUAAGACUAUCCUGGGCUGGCGACUUUGAUCGUUUGAAGGAGUUUGUAAAGAGUGACCUAGAGUUGCAGGGAAGCUGGUCAUCCCUGGCGAACGAGAAAAAACUUUUCGUGUCAGACAACGUUGAGUUGCUUUGGUGGAAAAACAAAAAGUUCCUAAAGAUCAAUGGAGAGGAUGCAAAUCGAAUCAAACGUUGUAUGAUCAACGCUAUGUUUACGAGUUUAAACCUCGAUAGUAUCAAGUCUGGUGUGGACAUGGCUACUAACACCGAGAACUCCUUAAACGAAAACCAACCAACAAAACACCAGUGUACGGGUUGUGAAUGUUCGAAGCUAUCACCAGACUUGGAGGGUUUGAAAUUAGACUUGGUUGUUUUGGAAUCGAAACUCAACCAUAAAAUCCAAGCCGUGGAAAACCAAAUAUUACGCAUGAACGAUUGCCGACCAAAAGAGUCGAAAAAUCAUGCAAAUCUCGAAAAUAUGUUGACAACCUCUACACCCAUUAGCAGCGGCGGCACGAACAAAACAAAAGAGGUUAGUAAUUCAAAUCCUCACAUUAAUCCCGUUGUUGUUCGGACCGCUAACGAUGCAUGCUUCACACCAAUAAAAGUACCGGAUAACACAGAAACUUUUAUGGCCAUAGAUCAGUCAUGCGAGAAAACGUCACACCAUGAUUUGGUGCCAUUGCCAAAAUCCAUCAAUCACUCACAAGAGGAAUUAACCCUGACAAAG
Molecule: messenger RNA, 741 nt
Organism: Paramuricea clavata
Lineage: Eukaryota; Metazoa; Cnidaria; Anthozoa; Malacalcyonacea; Plexauridae
Source: the annotation of a GenBank genome assembly